AUGGCUAAAAGAGUAGAAUUUGAUCUUAACACCGAAGAUCUUUCGGAACGUCGUCGUGCUACGACUUACACAGGUAUGUUUUGUUUUUGUGAUGUGUCAUAAAUUUUCUCCAAUAAAUUAUUAUUAUAAUUCAAAUAUUCUCUAUUUUAGUCGAUGAAGAUGGUGUUCCAAACGAGGUUGCUGAUUAUUUGGCAUAUUUCGCAAGAAUGAUCGAAGAACAAAAUGUUCCUGAAAUCUUGACUCUUUAUGAUCAAGCUUUCCCUGAUCUUACUGAACGAUUUUUCCGCGAGAAGAUGUGGCCUGAUGAGACUGUUGUUGAGAGAAUAAUUGGACCAGGAAACAAAAUCUUCAUCAUUCUCUACAAAGAAUUGUACUAUCGUCAAUUGUACGCAAGAAAUGCUAGAGGCCCACUCCUUGUUCAUAGAUAUGAAUCGUUCAUGAACUAUCAAGAGCUUUUCUCCGAACUUCUUUCAAGCAAAGAUCCACUUCCAAUCAGCUUGCCAAAUAUCUGGAUUUGGGAUAUCAUUGAUGAAUUCGUUUAUCAAUUCCAGGCUUUCUGUUUGUACAAAGCCAAUCCAGGAAAGAGAAGUGCUGAUGAAGUCGAUGAAUUGAUUAACAUUGAAGAGAAUCAAAAUGCAUGGAAUAUCUAUCCAGUUUUGAAUAUUUUAUAUUCUCUUCUCUCAAAGAGUCAAAUCAACGAACAAUUGCAAGCAUUGAGAGAAAAAAGUAAGUUUUCCCGUUGGUGUAUUCAAAGAAAUGCAUUUCAUGACAUAAAAGUAAAUAGGAAUGAAAUGAAAUCCGAUAAUUUUUCUGUCAAUAUAUCAGUCAUUUAUCACGUGAUCCUGGAUCUUUCUACUUAGAAAUGUUAUUAUCUUUUCAUUCUCAGGAAAAAUCAACAGAAAUAGUGAAAAUGCUAGACGGAAGAGAUGAUUAAAUGUUUUUCAGGAAACCCAGACUCAGUCUCUGAUGAAUUUGGACAAUCUGAUCUUUACUUCAAACUCGGAUACUUCGCACUCAUCGGUCUUUUGAGAACUCACGUUCUUUUGGGAGAUUAUCAUCAAGCUUUGAAGACUGUUCAAUACGUUGAUAUUGAUCCAAAAGGAAUCUACAACACAGUUCCAACAUGUCUUGUUACUCUUCAUUAUUUUGUCGGAUUCUCGCAUUUGAUGAUGAGAAAUUAUGGAGAAGCUACUAAAUUGUUUGUUAACUGUCUUCUCUACAUCCAAAGAACCAAGAGUAUCCAAACACAACAACCAGCAAAGAAAAACUUCCAAUACGAUGUCGUAAGUUUUAUAAGAUUCUAAAAAUAUUUGCAUAACAUCUGUUUUUAUUUUCAGAUCGGAAAAACAUGGGAUCAAUUGUUCUAUCUUCUCGGAAUUUGUCUUGCUGUUCAACCACAAAGAAUUGACGAAAGCAUCGCUUCUCAGCUCUCGGAACGUUGUGGAGAAAGAAUUAUGCAUAUGGCAAAUGGAAAUAUCGAUGAAUUCAGAAACGCCUUUUCCACCGGAUGCCCAAAAUUCUUGUCACCAACAACAGUCGUUUAUGAAGGAACAAAUCAAUCAAAAGAACCACUUCUCAGACAACUUCAAUCUUUCCUCGAAGGAAUUGAAUCGCAAAUGGCAUUACCGGUUUUGAGAGGUUAUUUGAAGUUGUACACAACAUUGCCAACCAAGAAACUCGCAUCUUUCAUGGAUGUUGAUAAUGAUCAUUAUGAUUCAUUCCUUGGAAAAUUGUUGACAUAUAAAGUAAGCUUUUUCGAAGAAUUUUCAUCUAAUUAAAAUAUUGUUUCAGAUGAUCGUAAAUGAAUUGGGUAAAGAUGGAGUUCUUGCUAACAACGAUGAUGACGAACCACAAACUGAUAUUGAUUUCUACGUGGAUCGCGACAUGAUUUGCAUUGCUGACACAAAAGUUGCCCGACACGUUGGUGAACAUUUCAUUCGACACAUUCAAAAGUUACACGAAGUUCAACAAGUGUUAGCUCGAUUGGAAAACAAAGCCUAA
Caenorhabditis angaria is the source of this 2001-nucleotide messenger RNA. The record is from the annotation of a GenBank genome assembly. NCBI's taxonomy places the organism in Eukaryota, Metazoa, Nematoda, Chromadorea, Rhabditida, Rhabditidae.